AUGGCUUCUUUCAAUCUUCUUUGCUAUGCUACUUUCACAUACCUUGCUUUGCUCUCCUCCUCUACUUUCUGCUUUGCUUACCCAUUUGGAUGGGAUCAUGGUGGUGGCGGAGGUGUUGGUGGUGGCCGCCGCCCCAUUGGCGGUGAAACGUAUUCUGGACUUCUCCCAGGUUUCUACGGUCACUCGUGCCCUCAAGCGAACGACAUUGUCAUGUCUGUCCUCGAAAGGGCCAUUUCCAAGGACCCAAGAAUCGCUGCUUCUUUGCUUCGGCUUCAUUUUCAUGACUGUUUUGUUCAGGGAUGUGAUGCGUCGGUCUUGUUGGAUGAUAGCGAAACAUUUGUUAGCGAAAAGAAAUCGGUGCCCAACAAGAAUUCUCUUCGAGGAUUUGAAGUGAUCGAUGAGAUCAAGUCUGAGCUCGAAGAAGCAUGUCCCGAGACUAUUUCUUGUGCUGAUAUUCUUGCCCUUGCUGCCCGUGGUUCCACGGUUCUAAGUGGUGGACCGAAUUGGGAAUUGCCGUUAGGAAGGAGGGAUUCGAGAAAAGCAAGUCUCAACGGCUCAAACAAGAACAUUCCUCCGCCAAAUUCAACCGUUCAGAACCUUUUGACGUUUUUUCAGCGCCAAGGCCUCAACGAAGUUGAUCUAGUCUCUCUUUCUGGAGCUCAUACAAUAGGAAUGGCAAGAUGUACCACAUUUAAGCAAAGGCUAUACAAUCAAAAUGGGAACAACCAACCAGAUUCAACUCUAGAGAGAAGCUACUACCAUGACUUAAAAUCCGUAUGCCCGAAAACCGGUGGCGAUAGCAACAUUUCGCCACUCGAUCUUGCAUCACCGGCAACAUUCGACAACACGUAUUUCAAGCUCAUUCUAUCGGGAAAAGGACUUCUAACUUCCGAUCAAGUUCUUCUGGCCGGAAAUCUUGGGAAAACUAUGCAGUUAGUGAAGGCUUUCGCAGAUGAUCGUGCUCUUUUCUUCGGCCAUUUUGGUCGGUCUAUGGUGAAAAUGGGAAACAUCAGUCCUCUCACCGGCUACAACGGUGAAGUCAGGAAGAACUGUCGUAAAGUUAACUUAUGAUCGAUAUGCUAUGUGUAUGUUUAUGAAUCUAAUGACUCUGAUCAUGACGUGGUUUCUUGUUGAAUUAGUAUUAUGUAAUUUAUCAACGCGUUGAGAUAUGAUGGAUUUAUAAUCGAGUUAUUGGCGUUGCUUCUA
Molecule: messenger RNA, 1206 nt
Organism: Cynara cardunculus var. scolymus (artichoke)
Lineage: Eukaryota; Viridiplantae; Streptophyta; Magnoliopsida; Asterales; Asteraceae
Product: peroxidase 9-like
Exons: 4
Coding region: 1-1071 (356 amino acids)
Biological process (GO): response to oxidative stress; hydrogen peroxide catabolic process
Molecular function (GO): heme binding; peroxidase activity
Source: RefSeq, a predicted model, not a curated record